Lathyrus oleraceus (garden pea) is the source of this 1550-nucleotide messenger RNA. Its product is annotated as probable aldo-keto reductase 2. The record is from RefSeq and is a predicted model, not a curated record. The coding region runs from base 242 to 1270 and encodes 342 amino acids. The transcript has 4 exons. NCBI's taxonomy places the organism in Eukaryota, Viridiplantae, Streptophyta, Magnoliopsida, Fabales, Fabaceae. Gene Ontology annotation, cellular component: cytoplasm.
UCUCAGAACUUUCCAAAUGGAGAAAACGCAAAUUAAAAGGUGACAACAUAAGUAUUUGAAGAAAAAUAUGUUACGGCAGGAAAUGUAUCCAUUGACUUGAAUUUCUUGUUGGCCAAGUUGUAUGAUGAUACUGAAUUAUAUAUAGAACAUGUGGUGGAGAUAUACUCAUAACUUUCUUUAACUUUGCGACGCCUUUACGUAGUAGGAUAGAAGAUUUAUUGAGUAUUGUGAUUUGUGAGACAUGGCAAUGUCAAAAGUAGGAAGAAUGAAGUUGGGAUCUCAGGGAAUGGAAGUGUCCUCACAAGGACUUGGUUGCAUGAGUAUGUCUGCUUUCUAUGGUCCUCCUAAGCCUGAACCUGACAUGAUUGCUCUCAUCCAUCAUGCCAUUCAAUCUGGUGUCACUUUUCUUGAUACUUCUGAUUUCUAUGGACCUCAUACCAAUGAACUCCUUCUUGGAAAGGCUUUGAAGGGAGAGGUGAGAGAGAAAGUUGAAUUGGCUACGAAAUUUGGAGCCAGAGCUAGGGAAGGGAAAUUUGAGAUCUGUGGUGAUCCAGCUUAUGUGAGAGAAGCUUGUGAAGGUAGCUUGAAGAGACUUGAUAUUGAUUCUAUUGAUCUCUAUUAUCAGCAUCGGAUUGAUACUCGUCUUCCAAUUGAAGUCACGAUGGGAGAGCUUAAAAAACUAGUUGAAGAGGGGAAGAUAAAAUACAUUGGUUUGUCUGAGGCCUCAGCUGCAACAAUCAGAAGAGCACACGCAGUUCAUCCAAUAACAGCUGUGCAGUUGGAGUGGUCACUAUGGUCAAGAGAUGUUGAGGAAGAAAUAAUUCCGACUUGCAGGGAACUUGGUAUUGGAAUUGUUGCAUAUAGUCCGCUUGGGCGAGGAUUCUUUUCAUCAGGAACUAAGAUUGCUGAGAACUUUACAAAGGAAGACUAUCGACAGUAUAUGCCUAGAUUUCAACCUGAAAACAUGCAACAGAAUCAAACUAUAUUUGAGAAGGUUAAUGAACUAGCUACAAAGAAGAGGUGCACUCCAUCGCAACUUGCAUUAGCAUGGCUUCAUCACCAAGGAAACGACGUGUGCCCGAUACCCGGAACAACCAAAAUUGAGAACUUUAAUGAAAACAUCGGUGCUUUGUCUGUCAAACUAACACCAGAAGAAUUGACAGAAAUAGAGUCAUUAGCUGAUAUUGUGAAAGGUGAUAGAUCCGGAAAGGAACCUACAUGGAAGGAAUCUGAUACUCCACCACUUUCUUCUUGGAAAACUGCGAAUUGAAGUGGCUUGAUUGUAGUUGCAGUUAUGCUGCAGAAUUUUAUGCUAUGUUAAUCGUUGUUGCGAGCCGCUAUUUAGAACCAUGCAUGUUUUUAUUGUUGAAUAAAUUUUAAUGUUAGAAUUAAUAGGUUUUAUUAAUAAGUUAAAUGGAGAGAUUUGGAAGGUCAAGAGACAGUAGACAAGUUAAUAGUAUUUACAAUUAUGUUUCCUAGAAUAUCAAAAGUUUCUGAAUAUGUAUAAAGACCAAAAUUGUACUCAAUAAAAAUACAGACGUUGCAAUUGA